Messenger RNA from Rotaria sp. Silwood2, 693 nucleotides. NCBI's taxonomy places the organism in Eukaryota, Metazoa, Rotifera, Eurotatoria, Philodinida, Philodinidae. The record is from the annotation of a GenBank genome assembly.
AUGGAAGGUGGUGAACUAUUCAAUCGUAUUGAACAACGAAACGAUAAACCAUAUACCGAACGUGAUGCUGCCAGACAUAUUUGGAUGCUUGUUCAAGCUGUUCAUCAUUUACACACAAUGGAUAUAGCUCAUCGUGAUUUAAAACCAGAAAAUCUACUCUUGACAGAUAAAACAAAUGAUGCUAUUCUUAAACUUGGCGAUUUCGGGUUUGCUAAAGAAGAUUCUCCUAUGAGAAAUAGAAUCAAAACAGGUGAUUAUCAAUUUCCAGAUGUCGAAUGGCAAAAUAUCUCACAACAAGCAAAAUCAACUAUUGAACAAAUGCUCACAGUUACUCCAGCAAACCGUAUUACAAUUAGUGAAAUUCUCAAAUGUUCAUGGUUUACUGAAUUGAAUUCCGCAAGAUUAAUCGAUAUGAGUCCACUUCAAGAUCCUGAAAUUCGAGAACAAUUAGAAGCCAUGGUUAUAUCUCCUAAGCAUGGGCAUCAUCGAACCGAUGAUGAUUUAGGCACUGAAAUAUCUGGACCAGAAUCAUCACGUUUAGCUAAACGAGCGAUUAAAAGAAAAGAACAAAUAGGUCUUACCAAUGAAACUGUUCGUACAAUGAGAAACAAAUCCGAACAUGAUUAUGAUGAAAAUUCAACGGCUGUAUUAACAGAAUUGAAAAAUCAGUCAGAUCUACCAGAUAACAGUUAG